Messenger RNA from Paramecium sonneborni, 794 nucleotides. Lineage: Eukaryota; Ciliophora; Oligohymenophorea; Peniculida; Parameciidae. The record is from the annotation of a GenBank genome assembly.
GAGAAUGGCAAUUUUUAAAAAUAUUAAAAUAAAUUAGAUAAUGACAAAAAUGGUUAAGAAAAAAUAAAGUCUAUUGAGGAAAUCAAACACAAUUUUGAUCAUAAAAUGAGAUUAAUUUCAUUUUCUUUUAAUAACGCAACUAAGCUUUUUUUUCAUUGUUACCACAACUUGAAUUAAGCCAGAUUUUUUUACAUAUUGUUUAGUGUCACAUCAACCAAAUACUUAUUGAAUGAGCUUAAUUUUUAUCAAUAAAUUAUAUAAGGCAAGGUAUAAAAUAGAUUUUUUAUUUAGAUUCCACCCUCUAAUAAAAAUUUGAAGGAGAAUGACAUCAAGACUGUAUAGAAUAGUGAGCAUUAAUAUUAUGAUGUUUUCAACUCUUUUCAAGCAAAUUAUGAAUAAAUUAAUAAGUUUUAUACUGAAAAACUUCUCAAUCAAUUUGACAAAUUAAAAUCGAUUUAUUCAGAGAAAUAUAAAUAAUUAGUAUUCAAUAAUUGAUAUUAUUGUAGAUUUAAAUUGUUAAUGAAAUUGUCAAAACGGAUAAAACAGAUGAGAUCACAUAAAACAAUUUUAAUAUAAAAUUUAUAUCUAAUGCAUAAGAUGAAUUUCUAAAUCAAUCUAAAAACGAUAAAAUAUUGAUGAUGCAACAUUAAGACAAAUUUAUACAUUAUAAAUAUAUAUGUUUUAUUCACUUCAUCCCUAGAAGUUUGAAUAAAAUGAACCAAAAAAUCUAAAAGAAGAAAUAAAUCAAUCUUCAACUUAGAAAUUAUAAAAUAAAGUUUUCGAUUUAGGAAUGA